AUGGCGCUGCGUGCCCUGUACAACGAGAUCCGGGGCAUGAAGGUCCGCGAGGUGCCAGCUUACCUGAAGCCGCGCUUGACCUGGGACAACGUCAAGAAGAGCGCUGACCAGGCCGUCGACCGCUACAUCGAGAAGUACAUCGACACGAGCUCGCCGGACCCGCUCUUCCACGUCUGCUUCGGAGGGAUGGCCUUCUCCUACCUCGUCAAUCUGCCCUGGGAGCGCGCCCACCUCGCUCACCUCGAGGAGAUGGAGAGGACCGGCGGGAAGCACUAG
This is a messenger RNA of Miscanthus lutarioriparius, 276 nucleotides long. Lineage: Eukaryota; Viridiplantae; Streptophyta; Magnoliopsida; Poales; Poaceae. The record is from the annotation of a GenBank genome assembly.